AUGAUUCUCUCACGUCGAACGGUGCUCUCCCUCGGCUUCUGCUUCUGCUUCAUCCUCUUCUACACAGCCCGCUGCCUUUCGCAAUCAUGGAGUGACGUCCCACAAGCCGUGGGCCUGGGGGAGAUUGUCUGGUCCCACAGUGUCAAUGCCAAUAGCUCCAACUACUUCAACAUCACCGUCGGUCAUGGCGUGAAAAACCUACACGUCCCUCACCCGAACUUCAUCCCUGGCACCCCAAAGCCGCUGGGCUCUCAGUAUUCAAAGAUGUUGGUCAUCCCUCGAUUGAAGACAGAAGAUGUCGACUGGAUUGAGCGAGAGCUGCCAGGUUGGGGCACUGCCAUUUAUACUGCCGAUGAUCCACAUGCGCCCCUUCACCCACCAAAGAACAAGGGUCAUGAGGUGAUGAUAUAUCUGACUUUUGUGGUCGACUUUUACGACGAACUACCUGAUAUCGCUGUCUUCCUGCAUGCACAUCAAACGGCCUGGCAUAAUGAUGCUAUUUUUAACCAGGAUGCUGCGGAAAUGCUUCGACGCCUUAGCAUGGAUCGGGUGACUCGGGAAGGGUAUAUGAAUCUACGUUGUACCACGGCUCCUGGUUGUCCUGACUGGAUGCAUCCUGGGGCCGUCUUGGAAGAUGAAUCAAAGCAGGAAGAGGUGCUAUUGGCCCGCGCAUGGUCUGAAAUAUUCCCUGACGAGCCGGUCCCGUCUGUUUUGGCCCAGCCGUGUUGUGCUCAAUUCGCCGUUUCAAGCGAGCGUAUUCGCACUAUUCCUCGUUCACGAUUCAUCUUCUACCGUGACUGGCUACUUCAGACUCAACUGAGUGACUAUAUUGCUGGCCGUAUCUGGGAAUACCUAUGGCAAUAUGUGUUUACCGGCAAUUCUGUCGUCUGUAUAGAAGAGAGUGUUUGUCUCUGUGAUGGCUAUGGAGUCUGCUUUGGUGGUCCUAGUGAGUACCAGGCCUUUAUAGAACUCCAAGAGUCAAGUAAACGACUUAAAGAUGAGGUGGAUGAUUGGUCAUUUUUAGAGCUGGAGAUGGAACAAGCGGAGAAGGAAAGAUUGAAUGCUGCCGUGCAGCAGUCUGACUCGCCUGAUCAUGAGAUGACAGUUGCCGAGUUGGCAGCUCAUCAAGAGCAAGCCGUCAGUGAUGCCAUUGCAAAUGCUCUGGAUCGUGGUAAAGAUCCAAGAAUCCGUGCUCUCGAGGCUGGUCGUCCUUGGAAGGAGGGUGAUAGCUUCUAG
Messenger RNA from Penicillium taxi, 1236 nucleotides. Its product is annotated as DUF3431 domain-containing protein. The coding region runs from base 1 to 1236 and encodes 411 amino acids. Lineage: Eukaryota; Fungi; Ascomycota; Eurotiomycetes; Eurotiales; Aspergillaceae. The transcript has a single exon. The record is from RefSeq and is a predicted model, not a curated record.